Toxotes jaculatrix (banded archerfish) is the source of this 2086-nucleotide messenger RNA. RefSeq names its product maternal B9.15 protein. Lineage: Eukaryota; Metazoa; Chordata; Actinopteri; Toxotidae. Gene Ontology annotation, biological process: negative regulation of mitotic cell cycle; negative regulation of cell population proliferation. The transcript has 5 exons. The record is from RefSeq and is a predicted model, not a curated record. The coding region runs from base 164 to 1030 and encodes 288 amino acids. Gene Ontology annotation, cellular component: cytoplasm; nucleus.
CUGAACAGAGAACAAGGAAGCAACGUGCUGAACCAUAAUAACUCCAACACAGCAGCGCUGAGGGACACGCAGCCACGAUACGACGGGGAGCCGAGGACACGCGGACCACUCUGCGUAUCUACAGACUAUUUAAACAUUUAUUUAUUUAUUUAAAAAGCACAUCAUGAAAAGAGAGGUGAAGACUGGAGUCAACUUUCUCAAACGCCUGGUUGUGGCACGUGGCAAGGUUGAUGAAGCCAAAGCAGAAUUGUUUGCUGAGAAGCUCCAGAAACUUUUAUGUGACAAAUAUGCUGACCACUGGUACCCUGACUGUCCCAGCAAAGGCCAAGCAUACAGAUGCAUACGGAUAAAUAAUGGAGCACUUUGUGACAAAGAGGUCCUGAAGGCAUGUGAGGAGAGUGAGCUCACACCCAGUGAGCUGGCAUUACCGUCUGAAAUCACUCUGUGGAUCGACCCACUGGAGGUGUGUGCAAGAUCUGGAGAGAACAGCAGGCCCUUCACAAUAGCCUGUUUCACAGAGGAAGAAGAAGAUGAGAAAGGCGUGAAGGGAGAACAGGACGACUCCUCGGUGGACUCAAUAAACCUGGACACGUCAGAUUACCACUCUGCUACCUCUUCAGACUGUGGUUCCACUGCAUCGAGUGACACAGAGGAGGAGGCAAAGGAUGGCGAGAUGGAGGGAGAACCAGAAAAAGAAGAGAAGGAGGUUGUCAAGAAGGAAGCAGCAGAAGGCGACACCUACACGAUAGUGAUGGUGCCCAGGAUUCGGAAGCGACAUGGAGAGGGACCAAAUAAGGUCAAAUACGUCAGAAAUUUGCUCCCUGCUAGCCUCCAGUACUUCUACCACCCUGCACCAGUUUGGCCUCAGUACAAAAAGGGCGCUCCAGUGUUUCUCACCACAGUGUGUGCACCUCCGGCUGCGCCGCCUCCGCCACAGCAGGUAUUUGGCUACUACAUCUUGCCGCAGCCGUCUCCGCAGUUCAUUCUGCCUCAGGCCGCUCUGCAGCCCUGGGGAGCUGUGAAGGGUUAAACCAUCCAGGAACUGUGGGGUGAAGGCGGAUAGAGCAUUAUAAGCUCCUUCAACUGAGCCGUGUCCUGUCAGGUCUCUGAGUUCAGCUAAACUUGGGCCAAAAAGAACAUUUUCACUGUAUAGCUCACAGUUAUUCCUUGCACAGCCUGUAAUAAUUUAUCUUCCCUUUUAAAAUCUGGUGACUUGUAACUGAUCGCUUGUGCUCCACUGAACUUGAUGAAAACUGUUUUGCUUUUAGCUAUUUCUUAAACUGUCAGAUCUGCACUGCUGAUUUUUUUUUUUUAAACGUACUGUAGAUGUUAAAAAUGACUUCAGUCACGGGGUGCUUGGACUAGCUCAGGGACUCUCAGCAAUAUGCUCAAUGCCAAAUAAUUAUCUUUUCAUUUGUUAUUUCUGUUCUGUUAUUUCUAUGUGAUCCACUGUGUGUCCUUCACAGUUAAUCAGUGUAAAAUGUGAUUCAGGGUCUUUUCGUAGCUAGAGUAACAAUAUCUGUAUAUUAAGAAUAAUAUUUUUACUAAACUGAUUGUAAAUAAUUUAGACAGAUUGAUGCACACUUUCUAAUAUUACUGUAGUUUUGUUGUAAUUUAUUUAGCCACCAGUAGAUGGCACUCAACUCACAGCUAACACAUGAAAUUGUAUAUUUUUUUAUUAACAGUGGCUGCUCAAUAUCGAUUCACAGAAUACAAAAAUGGUUUCACACUGCUUAAACACUUUUUGCUGUCAACACAAUGUACCGAUAUGCUCCUUAAUCAGCUGUAUCUCUUUUAUGGCCUGCUUAAAGCUGUGUUGGUUUUUUUGUUUUUAUUGGGAAAAAAAACCUCGUUGGUGAAAAUCCGCUUUUGCUACAGAUCAUGAGCACAAACACAUUUCCCUCACUGAUUCUUAUGUACUGAGAUUAUUUAAGUAUUUUUAUUAAGCAUAUUUAUUUACUACCCAUGCAACUUUGCAGCUCAUCUGCCGGCCUAAGCAUCGUUUUGUUUUUGUAUUCUGCAUCAGCCAUUUACUUUUUUGUUUUUUUUUUUUUUUACUGCAGCGGAUUAAAGCAACUUAUUCCUA